Symbiodinium necroappetens is the source of this 750-nucleotide messenger RNA. The record is from the annotation of a GenBank genome assembly. Lineage: Eukaryota; Dinophyceae; Suessiales; Symbiodiniaceae.
AUGCUUGCCGGUCCCCCGUUUCGUGUGCAGGCGGAAGGAUUCGUGCUCUGGCGUGCUUGCGACGAUGGCGAUAUUGAUGAGGCUGUUGCUGAGAUUCUGGAGCUUGCCGAAAACAGUGAGGCACAGGCUGCCGAGACAGCCGUGGCACCUUCAUCGACAGGGUAUCCCAAGGCUGCGCAUUGUGACGAUGAUGGCUUCACAUACAAGGCGGUGCAGCGAAGGGGAGUUCGGGCACUGUACCUGCGCGCUGUGCGCCGCCAAAUCGAGUACUACCUCUCUGACAAGAAUCUGAAGCAAGACUGGUUUUUCCAAGAAAAGAUUGUCGAGGAGCCUGAGCCAGGGUGGCUCGAGAUGCGCUGGAUCUUGUCGUGUCCGCGUAUCAGGGAUGUGCAUUGUGCCUCCCUGGUGGACGUCCUGGAAGCUCUCGGGCCUUCUACCCUGAAAGUCAAGGCUUGCAGCGGCACGCACUGGGUGCGAAGGAAAAAGCCUCUACCACCACUGACGGAAGGCCGCCCGGUCAGAGGACAGGAACCGGAGUGGUAUGUUCGAUUGCAUGGGGGGCCCAGAGGGCCUGCGGGGCCAGAGCCAGACAGAGGGGACGUUGCACGUGCUCCGGAUUCAGAGGAAGGUUGCCAGGCUUGUGCUGCUUGCCACCGCCAAAAACACCGCGAAGACUUCAGCAAGGCGCAGCUGACCAAGCAUCGGAGGAGUCCCACGUGCAAAGAGUGCUUGCUAGCGGCUGCUUCGUAG